This is a messenger RNA of Zychaea mexicana, 738 nucleotides long. RefSeq lists its product as uncharacterized. The record is from RefSeq and is a predicted model, not a curated record. Bases 125 to 343 code for a protein of 72 amino acids. NCBI's taxonomy places the organism in Eukaryota, Fungi, Mucoromycota, Mucoromycetes, Mucorales, Lichtheimiaceae. The transcript is spliced from 4 exons.
CUCCCCGCUAACUCCUUAGUAAAACCUGCAGGAACAAAAGUCUAUCAUAUGCCAUGCUUGCAACAGAUACCGUGAUUGACCCAGUUUAUAUGAUGUUGCAUAUUGCAUAAUUAAGGAUAAAAUAAUGCGAGCUCUGUGUGAUGUACUACAUAUCGGGAUAAGUACAUGUACCUUGACUUGGGCAAUGUCGGUUUUCUGGCAAAGUCUUUGCGCCUUUAAUAAGCAAAACAUCCAUUCUUCAGUUUUAUACAAUUCAUUGGAUAUUACACACUACCAUUACCUAGUCGAUUGUAUGUUUGCCUCAUCACAUGCGAAGCGAACUACAACUUACCUUAUAGCGUGACGAGAUAUAUUUUACAAAAAAUCGGGUAACAAGUAGUAGCGCAAUGUUAUUUAAUGGGCCUAUGCUGCAAGGUAUUCUAAACGAUGAGCAUUACACGUGUGCCUAAUUAUUAGUGUCCGUUUCCAUCUACAUUGAGUACCUUCGAAAAUGAAGUGCGACAGUAGACAUGUUUUUGUCUUGCUGUCUUCAAUAAACACAAGAUCACAUACUGUAUAUGCAGGAGAAGCCAAAAGUUAAAUUCAAGACCAACAAAUAACCACAUGUAUAAACGAAGAAAUGCGUGAUACAUAUUCUGUUGAUUUGAGUGAGUAUAGGUGUGUAUGCGUCGGAUAAUAAAGUAAUGUAUGUAUGGGAAAAAGAUGGGGAAAGAGCGAGAGAGAUUUUAGCAAGAAGAG